GGCAUCUGCAGAGCACAGUCCGAGGGCAGACCGUGUGAAUAUAACUCCAAGAUCUACCAGAACGGCGAAAGCUUCCAGCCGAACUGCAAACACCAGUGUACGUGCAUAGAUGGAGCUGUGGGCUGCAUCCCGCUCUGCCCGCAGGAGCUCUCGCUUCCCAACCUGGGCUGUCCCAGCCCCAGGCUGGUCAAAGUCCCGGGGCAGUGCUGCGAAGAGUGGGUCUGCGAUGAAAGCAAGGAUGCGCUGGAUGAGCUGCAAGGCUUCUUCAGCAAAGAGCUCGGUCUGGAUGAUUCCGAAGGCGAACUAACCAGGAACAAUGAGCUAAUCGCCAUUGUGAAAGGAGGCCUGAAAAUGCUACCUGUUUUUGGAUCCGAGCCACAAAGCCGAGCUUUUGAGAAUCCCAAAUGCAUUGUGCAAACAACCUCCUGGUCCCAGUGCUCAAAGACAUGUGGAACUGGCAUCUCCACAAGAGUUACCAACGACAAUGCCGACUGCAAGCUCAUCAAAGAGACCAGGAUAUGUGAAGUGAGGCCAUGUGGCCAGCCUAGCUAUGCCUCCCUAAAGAAGGGAAAAAAAUGUACCAAGACUAAGAAGUCCCCAUCCCCAGUGAAGUUUACUUAUGCCGGAUGUUCCAGCGUGAAGAAGUACCGCCCCAAGUACUGUGGCUCCUGCGUGGAUGGCAGGUGCUGCACGCCCCAGCAGACCAGGACUGGCAAGAUCAGGUUCCGCUGUGAUGAUGGGGAAACCUUCACCAAGAGCGUCAUGAUGAUCCAGUCCUGCCGAUGCAAUUACAACUGUCCGCAUGCAAAUGAAGCUUAUCCCUACUACAGACUGGUCAAUGACAUUCACAAAUUUAGGGACUAAGUUGUGUUGGGGGUGGGAUGCUAAACAGAAUUUUGAAGUAACCAGCCGUGGAGAAAGGACCUUUGAUGGAAAUGGUGCCUUGCCCAUUUGAGGGCAACAUUGAGAUGUUACAAGAGUGCACUGUGCAACUGGACACUAAAUGCAACAGAGAUUUAAGCCUACUUAAAGCUUCAUAGUACUGGAGCAACUUUACUGCUUCUUUUUGGAGCACCUUAUCUAAUAAUAUACUGUUUUCUGUUUGUAAGUGAUCAGAUAAAUGUUUUGUUCUGGUUAUGAAAACUUUUUUCUAUCCUGUUCAAUUUAACACUAUGCUUCUCCCCCUCCCUCCAUCUUCUCCCACCCUUUCCCAACCAAGUUGGAAGUUACAUUCCUUCCUGAGGUGGGCACUUGUGGGGUGUUCACAGUGGCAGCUAUUAUGUACCAACUGUAGUUUAAUGGCAAACAGAAAUCAGUUGUUUUAAAGCUGAGUAUUUUAUUUAUCAAA
Phaethon lepturus (White-tailed tropicbird) is the source of this 1348-nucleotide messenger RNA. It is a transcript of the gene CCN1, whose product is annotated as cysteine-rich, angiogenic inducer, 61. The transcript is spliced from 4 exons. The record is from RefSeq and is a predicted model, not a curated record. The annotation marks the transcript as partial. NCBI's taxonomy places the organism in Eukaryota, Metazoa, Chordata, Aves, Phaethontiformes, Phaethontidae. Gene Ontology annotation, molecular function: protein binding. Gene Ontology annotation, biological process: signal transduction.